Molecule: messenger RNA, 1258 nt
Organism: Calypte anna (Anna's hummingbird)
Lineage: Eukaryota; Metazoa; Chordata; Aves; Apodiformes; Trochilidae
Gene: TM2D2
Product: TM2 domain containing 2
Exons: 4
Coding region: 31-654 (207 amino acids)
Source: RefSeq, a predicted model, not a curated record
GGGCAGCGUUUCCUAGCAGCGGCCGCCGCCAUGGCGCCGGGGCGGGCCGGGCCGGUGGGGUACGCGCUGCUGUGCGGGCAGGCAGCGCUGCUGCUGGGCAACGUGCUGCUGCUGCACGGAGCCUCCCGCGCCGCACCCCGCAACGCCUCCGACAACGACGGCCUCGUCCCCGGGCCGCCCGGUGCCGCCUGGGCCUACACCGACCCGCAGUCACCGCUCGUCCUCUGCACUUACCUCCCCGAGGAGUUCGUGGAGUGCGAGGAGCCGGUGGAUCACGGCGGGAACGCCACAGCGCAGCAGGAGCUGGGCCACGGCUGCGUGAAGUUCGGUGGCCAGGCCUACGGAGAGGUGGAUCACACGCGGGUGCAGUGCCGGGCGCUGGACGGCAUCGAGUGCGCCGAGCCCCGGAGCUUCCUACGGGGCGGACGGCCCUGCGUCAAGUACACAGGACACUAUUUUAUAACCACUCUGCUCUACUCGGUUUUCCUGGGGGGCUUCGGAGUGGAUCGGUUCUGCUUGGGCCACACCGGGACGGCAGUGGGGAAGCUGCUGACCCUGGGGGGGUUGGGGAUCUGGUGGUUCGUGGAUCUGAUUCUCCUCAUCACGGGGGGGCUGAUGCCCAGCGACGGCAGCAACUGGUGCACGGUGUACUGAGGGAGCAGAGCUGACCCCCCCAGAGACCCAGGGCAGCACUGAGGGUGGGUCCUCCACUUGUCCCCCAGGGCUGGGGACAGGAUCCUCCACUCACCCUGCAGCAUCAGAGCAUCUGCCCUCACACACCUGGAUUUACAAAGCUGUAACUUCAUGUGCUGAGCAGUUGUUGUUGUUAAUUCCUCCCUACAAACCUGGGAUACAAAGCAGCUCAGUAGGUAUUUUGCUUGUUCAAAACAAUCUGGAUUUCCUCUCCAAAAAGGGACUGCUUGGGAAAUCAGACCUUGCAAACAGGGGGGUCAAACAAGUCUGAAGGAAGCCUGGAAGGAGCAGACUCCACAUAUUUUCAGUAUUAGUAGAGCAGAUGGAGUCACAGGCCACUAGCACGGGGUUUGUGUUACCAGCCUGUGCCAACCUUUGAGGUUGAGACAACAUUACAGAGACUGUGGCAAAGCAAUGAGCUUUAAUUCUGUGUUAUUGGUGUCAAUACGCGUGCACUGGCUGCAGGGGGAGGUGUAGCAGAACCCACGGGAGAAUGUUACCUUCCACUUCCUGACGAGUGGGGAGAACCCCAGUGCAGCAAAUAAAGGACUGUUCAAGCCUUGCA